Messenger RNA from Parnassius mnemosyne (clouded apollo), 1824 nucleotides. NCBI's taxonomy places the organism in Eukaryota, Metazoa, Arthropoda, Insecta, Lepidoptera, Papilionidae. The record is from the annotation of a GenBank genome assembly.
AUGUUUUCGCGCGACGCUAUUAGAGCACUAGAAGAAGGUUGCCUUUCUGAUUUAGAAUUAUCUUCUGAUGACGAAGGACCAGUUGGACCUGCGUCUGAACGGGAACUACGAUGUGUCCGAGUGGGAGCAGAUGUCAUCAGCCGGAACCAAAGAGAAAUAUUCACCCCAGCUUUGGAUGGUGAUGAUGAAGACGCUGGCUCAUCGUGGGUUGAAAUGAGUGAUAACUUUUUACCAGAAGUGCCUUCCGCCUCUGAAGAUACGCUUUUACAGAAUAUUACGCCGAAGCAUAGUAUUAGGUGGAGACACAAGGAAAUAGUAAACACAAUUUCACCAGCUUGGUUUCCACCCAUUUCUAUUGAUCCCAGAGUUGAAAGCCUAGUAGAUUAUUAUAACAGAUACGUGCCUAAACAAUUAUUUCAGGUUAUGGCUGAAAUGACAAACUUAUACGCUACAUAUUCCAAUAAAGUAAGGUUUAAACCUACUACUGCCAAUGAAAUAGAAAUAUUGUUUGGAUUGCAUUUGGCCACUGGAAUAUUUGGGUACCUUUGUUUGAAAAUGUAUUGGGAAACAAAUAUCAGCAUUCCCUUGUUCACUGAAAACAUGGCAAGGGACCGAUUUUUUGAGCUGCGUAACAAUUUACAUCUGGUUGAAAAUACAGCAAUACCAGGUAAUUCUAAAGAUGUGUUUAUCAAAGUGCGCCCGAUCUUUGAUGCUGUUAGAAAGAGGUGUUUAGAUUUACCACUCGAGAAAAACCUUUGUGUUGACGAACAGAUUAUUCCUUUCACCGGAAAACAUAUUGCCAAACAGUAUAUAAAGGGCAAGCCUUGUCCAUGGGGUCUGAAAAUCUUUUUUUUAUGUGGUAAACAUGGUCAAGCUUACGAUUUUAUCCUUUAUCAGAGUUCCAGUCCAGAAUUAGAUAAUAAUUUAACAAAAAAAAUUGGAUACGGUGCAGCUGUAGUCCUUCAUCUUACUAAGAGAAUUGGAGAAAGCAAAGGUCACCAGCUAUACUUCGACAAUUAUUUUUCGUCCUACCAUCUGCUACAAAUUUUAAAACAGAGAGGAAUAAUGGCUGCUGGCACUAUCCGUAUCAACAGAUUUGUAAAACCAUCAUUACUAAGCGACAAAGAAAUGAACAAAAAACCGCGAGGCUUUGCUCAAGAAAUCACUAGCUAUGAUGAAGAUGUAACUGUGGUCAAAUGGUUGGAUAAUAAGAUUACCCAUUUAGCAUCUAAUUUUGUUGGAAUUGGUGAAAAAGAUUUAGUGAAGAGGUGGUGUAAAAAAGAUAAGCACUUUAUUGAAGUGGAACGUCCCGAAGUUGUAAGGAAGUACAAUCAUGCCAUGGGAGUAGUAGAUUUGCUAGAUCAACUCAUGAGUUACUAUAGGACGUUUAUAAAAUCAAAAAAAUGGACCUUACGCAUGAUAUUCCAUGCAUCAGAUUUAGCAGUAGUUCAAGCAUACCGAGAAUACCAAGUCGAUAACGAGGCGCUUAGCAUACCUAAAAACAAACAACUGACAUUGCUUCACUUUCGGCGUCGGUUGGCUGAAAGUCUGGUGUUGCAAAAUAAAAUUUCGAUGGGUAAAAGGGGCCGUCCAAGUAGCGGUAGCCCAACUCUUCAAAUUGUAUCUAGGAGACCAGGAGAGACACGCCCAGAAGCUGAAAUAACUCGAGACGGUUUUGGGCAUUUUCCUGCACACGAUGAGGGGCUUGGGACACGGUGUAAAAUGAUGGGAUGCAAGGGAAGAACCCGAAUCAAAUGCAUAAAAUGCAAGGUUCAUUUAUGCCUAACUAAGGAUAAGAAUUGCUUCUUAGCAUUUCAUACAUAG